GUUGGCAACGCGGAAGGAUGUCGGAGACCGCGCCAGUCGCUCCUGUGGCGCCCGCACCCGCAGAGAAGGCACCUGUGAAGAAGAAGGCGAAGAAGAGCGGCGCUGCCGCCGGGAAGCGCAAGGCGUCCGGGCCGCCGGUGUCCGAGCUCAUCACCAAGGCCGUGGCCGCCUCCAAGGAGCGCAGCGGCGUGUCCCUGGCUGCGCUCAAGAAGGCGCUGGCGGCCGCCGGCUACGACGUGGAGAAGAACAACAGCCGCAUCAAGCUGGGCCUCAAGAGCCUGGUGAGCAAGGGCACCCUGGUGCAGACCAAGGGCACCGGCGCCUCGGGCUCGUUCAAGCUCAACAAGAAGGCGGCGUCCGGGGAGGCCAAGCCCAAAGCCAAGAAGGCGGGCGCGGCCAAGCCCAAGAAGGCUGCCGGGGCGGCCAAGAAAGCCAAGAAGGCCGCGGGGGCCGGCACCCCCAAGAAGAGCGCCAAGAAGACCCCGAAGAAGGCGAAGAAGCCCGCGGCGGCGGCGGCUGCGGCCAAGAAAGUGGCCAAGAGCCCGAAGAAGGUGAAAGCGGCCAAACCCAAGAAGGCGGCCAAGAGCCCCGCCAAGGCCAAGGCCCCGAAGCCCAAGGCGGCCAAGCCCAAAGCUGCCAAACCUAAGGCGACGAAGGCAAAGAAAGCUGCGCCUAAGAAGAAGUGAAGGUUGUAGAGGUAU
Panthera uncia (snow leopard) is the source of this 701-nucleotide messenger RNA. Its product is annotated as histone H1.3. Lineage: Eukaryota; Metazoa; Chordata; Mammalia; Carnivora; Felidae. The record is from RefSeq and is a predicted model, not a curated record. The transcript has a single exon. Gene Ontology annotation, cellular component: nucleosome. The coding region runs from base 18 to 686 and encodes 222 amino acids. Gene Ontology annotation, molecular function: DNA binding; structural constituent of chromatin. Gene Ontology annotation, biological process: nucleosome assembly.